CCCUGCUGCUCUAUUUAAAUGCCAGAGUGCCGCUGUCAAAACAGAGAGAGGGGCGCAACAAUAUGAUGGACCUUUUUGAGACCAACACUUAUCUUUUCAAUGAUUUGCGCUAUUUAGAGGAAGGGGAUCAUGGACCACUGCAGCACUUGGACAUGGCGGGGGUGUCCCCUCUGUACAACGACAACGACAGCCCGCUGUCCCCGGGCCAGGACAACGUGCCGUCGGAGACCGGGGGCGAGAGCAGCGGGGAGGAGCACGUCCUUGCGCCCCCGGGUCUCCGUGCGCACUGCGAGGGCCAGUGCCUCAUGUGGGCCUGCAAGAUCUGCAAGAGAAAGUCGGCGCCCACGGACAGACGCAAGGCGGCGACGCUCCGGGAGAGGAGGAGGCUCAAGAAGAUCAACGAGGCCUUCGACGCGCUGAAGAGGAAGACGGUGGCCAACCCCAACCAGAGGCUACCCAAGGUGGAGAUUUUACGCAGCGCCAUCAGCUACAUCGAGAGGCUGCAGGACCUGCUGCAGACUCUGGACGAGCAGGAGAAAACGCAGCACGGCUCUGCUUUUAACACCAAAGAACACCGUGUGUCCAGUGAUGAGUACCACUGGAAGAAGUCCUCUGAGAGCUGGCCGACCUCUGCUGACCAUUCCACUGCAGCAAUGAACCAGAGAGAAGGAACCAGUGAAUCCUCUGCGUCCUCCAGCCUCCUCCGUCUGUCCUCCAUCGUGGACAGCAUCACCAGCGACGACAAAAUCAACUUCUCUGAGGACGUCUCGGAAAACUAAAAGAAAAAAAAACAAACCUCACUGAAGACAUAAACUAGGAAACCCUGUUGAUAAUUUUUAAAUUUCCAUUGUUUAUCACUAAAUUAUUUCCACUGUGUCCAACCAUUCUGGCUUCUGUUUGUUCUGAAGUCCUCGUUUGUACAGGAAGAGCAACAAAUUUGUACAUAUUUUAUAGCAACAUGAUGUAUUUAUUUUGUGUUCAAAAGCUAACAACUUCUUUGAAGAAAGCUGAGAUUUUAUUUAAAUAUUUGUACAGAACUGACCAGCAGAAUAAACUACACUGUUAUACUUUUGCAGUUGUCUAAA
Stegastes partitus (bicolor damselfish) is the source of this 1085-nucleotide messenger RNA. RefSeq names its product myogenic factor 6 (gene myf6). Bases 63 to 779 code for a protein of 238 amino acids. The record is from RefSeq and is a predicted model, not a curated record. Gene Ontology annotation, molecular function: protein dimerization activity; RNA polymerase II cis-regulatory region sequence-specific DNA binding; DNA-binding transcription factor activity, RNA polymerase II-specific. Gene Ontology annotation, biological process: skeletal muscle cell differentiation; regulation of transcription by RNA polymerase II; positive regulation of myoblast differentiation. NCBI's taxonomy places the organism in Eukaryota, Metazoa, Chordata, Actinopteri, Pomacentridae. The transcript is spliced from 3 exons.